Pistacia vera is the source of this 1247-nucleotide messenger RNA. Its product is annotated as probable nitronate monooxygenase. The record is from RefSeq and is a predicted model, not a curated record. Gene Ontology annotation, molecular function: nitronate monooxygenase activity. The transcript has 6 exons. NCBI's taxonomy places the organism in Eukaryota, Viridiplantae, Streptophyta, Magnoliopsida, Sapindales, Anacardiaceae. Bases 114 to 1106 code for a protein of 330 amino acids.
GAGAAAAUUGAGUUGCUCACCUCCACUUAGCUCAAGUAAUAUAUUAAUUGGCUAUAAAAAGAGAACAAGAGAGACGGAGACGGAGACGGAGAGAAUUAAGAUAAAGAUAAUAAAUGGGUUGGAAAGGGAUUCUGGGUUUUGAAUAUGGAAUUGUUCAGGGGCCAUUGGGACCUGAUAUUUCAGGUCCAGAGCUUGUAGCUGCAGUUGCUAAUGCUGGUGGGCUUGGUCUCUUAAGAGCCCCUGAUUGGGAAUCACCAGAUUACUUAAGGGAGCUAAUAAGGAAAACCAGAGCAUUAACGGACAAACCGUUUGGGGUUGGUGUUGUUCUGGAAUUCCCCCAUGAAGAAAAUAUAAAGGCUAUAUUGAAAGAAAAAGUUGCAGUUUUGCAAAUUUCAUGGGGUGAAUGUUCAAAGGAGCUCGUACACGAUGCUCAUAGUGCUGGUGUAAAAGUUGUUCCUCAAGUCGGGAGUUUCGAAGAAGCAAGAAAAACAAUUGAAGCAGGUGUAGAUGCGAUUAUUGUCCAAGGACGUGAAGCCGGAGGGCAUGUACUUGGUCAGGAUGGUAUAAUUUCAUUAUUGCCAAGGGUUUUUGAUCUUGUCGGCGAUCGAGAUAUUCCUGUGAUCGCUGCAGGAGGAAUUGCUGAUGCUCGUGGUUAUGUUGCUGCUCUGGCACUUGGUGCUCAAGGUGUCUGCCUAGGCACAAGAUUUGUUGCAAGUCUGGAAAGCUACGCGCAUCCUACAUACAAGAGGAAGUUGGUUGAACUCAAUGAAACGAAAUAUACAGAUGUAUUUGGCAGGGCAAGAUGGCCUGCACCAGAACGCGUUCUGCAGACGCCUUUCUUUAAUAAUUUGGGAACCAUCCCUGCUGAUGAAAAUGAACUAAACCAACCAGUGAUUGGUCAUUCAACAAUUCAUGGCACAGAAAAAGAAGUUCGCCGUUUAGCAGGUACUGUUCCUAAUGCGUCAACAACAGGCAAUAUUGAGAGCAUGGCGAUGUAUGCAGGCGAAGGCACUGGUCUCAUCAAGGAAAUCCUACCUGCUGGAGAAAUAAUAAAGAGGCUGGUUGAGGGUGCUCAACUUUUGAUCCAGAAAAAAUUUAAUCAGUAGCUUGUCAUUGUGAAGGUGUCCAGCCUAAUUAAUAAAUUUGUUUGUACCCAAAUCGACUUUCUCAUUGCAGCAGGAAAUUUGUAAAAUUUAAAGCUGGAAUUAAUAAAUUUGGGAAAGAAAUUUGAAGUUCCAAAUCUUGAA